Messenger RNA from Heterobasidion irregulare TC 32-1, 438 nucleotides. RefSeq lists its product as uncharacterized. Bases 51 to 224 code for a protein of 57 amino acids. The record is from RefSeq and is a predicted model, not a curated record. NCBI's taxonomy places the organism in Eukaryota, Fungi, Basidiomycota, Agaricomycetes, Russulales, Bondarzewiaceae. The transcript is spliced from 3 exons.
AGCACAGUGACAAUGUGACUCUGAUUUCUGAUAGCCCUGGAAGACGUCCAAUGGGAAGAUACAACUACAAAUCAUGCCACGGUAUUGUUCACGCAGAUAUUGAUCAAUCUUCGGUAGCACAUGGACUGUGGACCAAAAUGGGAACACCAUCGCCAGCUAGACCGGGGAAAUUGGUGAUGGUGCCAGACUGCUACGUCGACAGCAGCAUCGCUAUCGGCACCUGAGCGUCAAAAUGUGUGCCGCUUUAUGACCUUCCCUAUGUGAGGUCAUCAACCAUAGAACUCACGCGCAGAGACAAUCAUGGACUCAAUCGAUCGGUAGCACUCGGUAGAAGUCCUCAUCUCCCAUUCGCUCAAUCUUGUGUUUAGCUUUCAUAUGAGAGAUGAGACCGUCAAAGGUAUAGAGGCUCGCUGUUCUAUGGGACCUGCGGCCGAGUGC